AUGUCAGAGAACGACCAAUUGAUCGAAUCGUUCGUCGCUGUGACGAAUGCCUCGCGCUACUUGGCCGAACAGUAUCUUCGCCGAAAUGACAACGACCUCACCACAGCCAUCGAGGACUACUAUUCCUCCAAUGGUGCCAGUGUGAGUCCAGAGCCUCAAGAUGCUUCCAGAAGCCACCGAGCUGGAGUUAGAACGCUUAGAGACCUUGGAAAUGAGAGCGAUGACCCUGAUGACAAGACAAAUGCCAAUUUCUUCACAGGUGGAGAGAAAUCGGCAUUGCAAGUUGAAAAUCCAAAUAAGGACAAAAAGAACGACAACGAUCCGCUGCAGCCCUCGUUGAUUGAGAGGAUUUUCCAGAGAGCAAGAGACCAGAUGCAAGAGCCUGAUGACAGACCUUCGGCCCAGGAUGAGGAAGAGACUCCUCGCCAUUUUUCGGGAACAGGAAUCAAGUUGGGCGACAGUGCUACGCCUCUGGAGCUGCAACCACAGCUGCCAGCACAUGCACCACGGGUACCCAGUAAGGUGAGCAGGGAAAUCACGUUUUGGCGCCAGGGAUUUACGGUGGGUGACGGACCUUUGCAGAGAUACGACGAUCCGGAGAACCAACAGGUCCUACAGGAAUUGAAGAAUGGGCGUGUGCCUGUUUCCGUUUUGGGGGUUGAGUUUGGCCAGGACGUUGAUGUUUCGGUGAUCAAGAAGACCGAAGAGGACUACACCCCACCCAAACGCAAGUUGGGUGGCUUCCUGGGCCACGGUCAGAGAUUGGGAUCUCCUGUGCCAGGAGAGGCCAGCCCAACACCAACAACAGAGUCCCCCGCCCCAGAGAAGGCCAAGCCUUCUGAUGUGGGUACUGGCGACUCGCCAGUGCAGAUCAGAUUUGCCAAUGGAAAGAGAGUGGCCCAUAAAUUCAACUCGACCGAUUCCAUCUCGGUGGUGUACCUGUUUGUCCGUCACCACGAGCUCAAUGACGCACCACUGAGGGCGUUUAUUCUCAGCCAUGCAUUCCCUGUGAAGCCUAUCGAGGAGCUGGAUGGUGUGACCGUCGCCGAAGCCCAGUUGAAGAACGCUACCAUCAUCCAAAGGUGGAAGUAG
Messenger RNA from Sungouiella intermedia, 1092 nucleotides. The record is from the annotation of a GenBank genome assembly. Lineage: Eukaryota; Fungi; Ascomycota; Pichiomycetes; Serinales; Metschnikowiaceae.